GACGGUUAUUCCACUGAUCAUCUGACGGCGAUUGACGUUUGAACGGUUAAACCCUUAACAGCCGUGACCUCUUCUAUUCCACCUCACUACUCCUUGACUUUGUCUGGAUCUUGUCAUUAAUACUAUCUAAUAUUUUUAUUUCAAUCAUCAAUCUUGACCUUUUUUGUCUUUCUUGAUAAAACUGUUAUUCUUUUGUUUUCUUUUAUGUCACUUUCUAAGUUUAGUUGUCAAUCAUUCCUUCUUCUCUGUAUUUUGCUAGAAUACUCUUAAUUACCUGCAUUUUUCUUAAUUUCCCACAUUUUUUUGUAGCAGGAAAGUGUUCAUAUGCUUCAAUUCCAUGCCUUUCAACUCAUUUCAUGUUUUGAUCCAGUAAGAUGCUAUCUUUUCGAAUUCUUAUGAAGUUUCCAUUAAUGGGUAUAUAAUUUCUUCAGCUUCUUGCUUUACAGUUAUCUUACUUUCUAUUUUUAGCAUGUCAUAACAUCCAAAAUAGUUCAUUUAUGUUGUAUUUUAGCCUUUUCACCCAUCAAUUUUGCUGGGUUUUUUGUUUGAUUUCCUGGGUUUUUGUUGAAUUGGGUAUAAUAUCCUUCAAACCCUGAAAUUUUUUCAGUUUAUGACCUCAAAUUUCCCUUUACUUAACACAUAUCUUGUUAGUUGUUACUCAUCCUAGGUUUUUCUUCAAUGCCCUAAAUUGUACUGAUUGAAUUUUUGAUCUGUUUGUCUUCAGUCAACCAAUCUGAGAACCCAUCUCCUUUUCUUUUUUAGUUAGUUCUUCCAUCUUCUUAUAAUCUAUAAUGGUUCCCAAACUUGCUAUAUUGGUUUUCUGUAUGUUGUUUAUUGCUUACUAUUUAAAGAAAGGUAGUGCUGCACCAACUAAUUACCUUAUAGACUGUGGAUCCCCUCAGAAUAAGACUAUCGGUAAUCGAAUUUUCAUGGCAGAUCGAUACUCAUCGAAAUUUCUGUCUACCCCACGAAAAAUAUUGGGGAGUACUUCUGGUAGCCAUGUUUCCUCCAAUUUGCCAAUUUAUCAAACUGCUAGAAUUUUCACUGGAUUAUCAAAGUUUACAUUACCCAUCACUCAUUUAGGAAGAUACUUCAUUCGCCUUUAUUUCUUCCCGUUUGAUCAUGGAACAUAUAGAAUGAACACAGCUAGAUUUAGUGUUUCUGCUCAAGAAUUUGUGCUCCUUAGUGAUUAUACUCCACCUAGGUCUCAUACAUUGAAAGAAUACUCGGUGAAUGUGACAUCGAACACCCUGGUUGUUACUUUCACCCCCUUGGAGAACUCAUUUGCAUUUGUUAAUGCUAUAGAAGUUGUUUCGGUCCCAGAUUCUCUGAUCGUAGAUGAUGCCAAUUUGGUUCGUCCGGCUGAGAAAUACACUGGUCUAGCGAGACAGACACUCGAGACAGUCACCCGGGUUAAUAUGGGAGGUCCAUAUGUCGGUUUUAAUAAUGAUACUCUUUGGCGAACAUGGGUUACUGAUGAUGGUUUUUUGUUGAAUGAUGCUUCUGGUGAAGAAGUGAGUAACAUCGGAGCUGUCAAGUAUGCUGGGGGCCUUGCGACAAAGUUUAGUGCUCCGCGUAGUGUCUAUGGAACGGCCAGAGAGAUGAAUUCCGCAAGUGACCCUACGGCUAACUUCAAUGUCACAUGGGAAUUCAAGGUGGAUAUCGGGUUUCAGUAUUUAGUCCGUUUUCACUUUUGUGAUAUAGUUAGUACUUCCUUGAACGAGCUGUAUUUCAACGUUUAUAUCGACUCCUGGUUUGUCCGUCAAGACACCGAUCUUAGUACUUUAACUGGCGGUGCUUUGGCCACCGCUGUCUUUAUUGACGCUGUCACACCAUUUGCAACUAGCAACAAGCUUCGGAUAGGUAUUGGGCCGUCUAAUAUAGGUGGGGUGUACCCAAAUGCUAUCUUGAAUGGUUUGGAGAUAAUGAAACUCAAUAAUUCUAAGUCAAGCCUUAGUGGGAAUCGUUUAGUGCCUUUAUCUUCGGAGAGGAGCUCAAAAGUUCAGGUUGGACUGAUAGUUGGUGUCGCUGUUGGAGGUGUUUGUGUCAUUGCAUUGGUAGUAAUCAUUUUCGUCUUGUGUAAAAGAAGGAAACAUACACGUCGAAGCGAUUCGAAAUCCUGGAUUCCUGUGUCCGUUGGUGGAGGGACUUCCCACUCGAUGGGAAGUAAAUACUCUAGUGCCACCGGUAGCGUUGAUUACAACUUGAGUUAUCGUAUUCCUUUUGCAUCGGUUCAAGAAGCAACUAAGAACUUCGAUGAAAGUUUAGUUAUUGGAAUCGGUGGUUUUGGAAAAGUGUACAAAGGUAUCUUGGGCGAUGGCACAAAAGUUGCUGUCAAGAGGGGGAAUCCUCGUUCCCAACAAGGCUUUGCGGAGUUCAGAACUGAAAUCGAAAUGCUGUCACAAUUUCGGCAUAGACACUUGGUUUCGUUGAUUGGAUAUUGCGACGAAAGAAAUGAGAUGAUUUUGAUUUACGAGUAUAUGGAAAACGGGACACUUAAAAGUCUUCUAUAUGGAUCAGGCCUUCCGAGCUUGAGUUGGAAACAAAGGCUCGAGAUAUGCAUCGGGGCAGCUAGGGGACUCCACUACCUUCACACCGGCUAUGCAAAAGCUGUAAUCCAUCGUGAUGUAAAAUCUGCUAACAUUUUACUCGACGAAAACUUCAUGGCAAAAGUCGCUGAUUUUGGGCUGUCAAAAGCAGGACCGGAAAUCGAUCAAACCCAUGUCAGUACAGCCGUCAAAGGUAGUUUCGGAUACCUUGAUCCCGAAUAUUUCAGGAGGCAACAACUUACCGAAAAAUCAGACGUGUACUCAUUUGGGGUGGUCCUUUUCGAAGUGCUUUGUGCAAGGCCGGUUAUAGACCCGACCCUUCCUAGGGAGAGGGUGAAUCUAGCCGAAUGGGCAAUGCAAUGGCACAAGAAAGGGAAACUAGAUCAAGUCAUAGACCCGAGUCUUGCGGGGAAAAUAAAACUCGAGUCGCUCAGAAAGUUUGGAGAAACAGCAGAGAAGUGUUUGGCUGAUUUUGGUGUCGAUAGGCCUACAAUGGGAGACGUUUUAUGGAACUUGGAGUACACUCUUCAACUUCAGGAAGCGGUUAUUCUAGACGAUCCUGAAGAUAACAGCACGAAACUGAUCGGUGCUUUAUCUCCUCAAGUCCAUAAUUUCAGCGAGAAUGAUAACAGUGUUAGUUCUGUGCAACCAGGAAUGAGUACUGACGAUGAUCAUUCUGGUGUAUUCUCGCAGAUAUUACACACCGAGGGUCGUUGAAGAAGCAUCCUGCAGUCGAGAUAUUUUCGAUGUCAUCAAAGAAUGUGCUCGUUUCUCGCGUCUACAUAUUGAUAGAAAACAAGUAGGAUUAAGGGUUCUGUUUUUGUUUACUCAUCAUGCCUCCAAUGAUCUUUUUUGUUUGUGCUUAGUUUUGUAUACUCUGAAGUAUUAUAUGUGUUCUUGUAGGAAAAUGAUGUGCACUAAUUGUAUUGUUCAUGAUGAUUAUAAAGCAUGCCUGGUUAGGCUUAUGAGUA
Amaranthus tricolor (Joseph's coat) is the source of this 3520-nucleotide messenger RNA. RefSeq names its product receptor-like protein kinase HERK 1. The transcript has a single exon. Gene Ontology annotation, cellular component: plasmodesma; plasma membrane. Gene Ontology annotation, molecular function: transmembrane receptor protein tyrosine kinase activity; ATP binding. Gene Ontology annotation, biological process: protein autophosphorylation. NCBI's taxonomy places the organism in Eukaryota, Viridiplantae, Streptophyta, Magnoliopsida, Caryophyllales, Amaranthaceae. The record is from RefSeq and is a predicted model, not a curated record. Bases 792 to 3266 code for a protein of 824 amino acids.